CUGAAGUAAUAUAAAAAUAACAAUAAAUAUUACAUUAUUGUAGGCCUAAUAUAAUAUUCGGUCUUAAUACAAACUGUUACGUAUAUGAGUAACAAUAUGAUGGCAUAGUUUUAAAUGUAGUAUUAUCUGAUGCUUAAAAAUUCAGAAAGAGCUUUAUGAAAGAGCACAGAUGUGUAUCAAAAACACGUGGGAACCAAAAUAAGAGAGAUCAUACAAAAUGCAUUUUAUUUAGUUAUUUGUUUUAAAUAUAUUUUACAUAAAAGAUGUUUGCAUAUAAUCCACAAGACAAAAAAACUCAAAUUAUAAAAAAAAAACUGAACAGUUAAACUGAGUGCUCUUCUUCGGGAAAAAUAUGCAAAAUAUCCUGCAGAUUCUUCAGUUUUCCAGCAUCUUUUGCACCUUUGAGUCCUUUUUGAGAUGGAGGACAACCGAGGACUCGAACGCAACUGUUAAAAAAAAAGGUUCAAACAGAAAACACCAUGCGUUAAAAGCCAGGGGCUGAAAACUUUUGAGCAGGACUACUUUUCCAUUUAGUGCUGCCCUUGGGAAGCAGCAGAAGAUGCUCGAGUGUUUCCCGGAAGACAAAUGAAGGAGGAUACAAUAUAAGCAUUCUUCUGGAGCAUCGGUGAACGCUUGAACCUUUUUAAAUAGUUAAAUACAGCCUAAAUAAGGUAAAAAACAGAAUAGAAUUAAUUGCAUACUGCAAAACUCGCCUUGCACUGAAAUGCGUUUGUUAUGAGGAUGUUGCGUGUGUGUGUGUGUGUGUGUGUGUGUGAUCGGGAUAAUCCGAGUAACCCUUUCGUGCCCGCCGAUCCUCCCGCGCUUCAGUCUGCGGCAGCGACUUGUUUAUUUCUCCGAGUCUCCUUUAAAUAUCGCCUUCCGUUCCUGAGCGAGAUCGCCGAGGCGAUGCUCCCCGCCGACUCCGUCCCGAGCCCCGUCGUGGCAGCGGCCGGUGCUGAUGAGAGCCGCCGCGGACCCCUGCUCUUCCUCAGCAUCAGCAGCAUCAUCAUCGUCGGCGUCUGACGCGGCGCGUCGCGUCCGUCAUGCUCGUUCUCCGUGUGUGAAUCGCAGUGUUUGUGGGCUGAGAUGGUUCGGGUCGUCAGCGUUCUGGGUCUGGUGAUGUUCAGCGUCGCUUUGCUCAUUUUGUCGUUGAUCAGUUACGUGUCCAUCAAGAAAGACUUCAUCUUCGCCGCUCCCAAAUACGCCAACGCCGGCGGGCCGCGGAUGUACAUGUUCCACACGGGCUUUCGAUCGCAACUGGCCAUGAAGUUCCUGGAUCCCGCGUUCACGUCUCUGAAUAACGCUCUCAACGAGAACCUGCAGGAGUCCAGCAGCUGGAGGUUCAACCAGAGCGCUUAUUUACAGCAGAGUAAAGAGAUCGCCCAGCACAUCGACGUCCCGCACAACUUCACGCUGACCAAGAGCAGCGUCCGCGUGGGCCAGCUCAUGCACUACGACUACUCCAGUCACAAAUACGUCUUCUCCAUCGGCGAGAACCUCCGCUCUCUGCUGCCGGACUCGUCCCCGGUCCUCAACAAGCGCUUCAACAGCUGCGCCGUGGUGGGCAACAGCGGGAUCCUCACGGGCAGCCGCUGCGGAGCGCAGAUCGACAGCUACGACUUCGUCUUCCGCUGCAACUUCGCGCCGACCGAGGUCUUCCGCCGCGACGUGGGCCGCCGGACCAACCUGACCACCUUCAACCCCAGCAUCCUGGAGAAGUACUACAACAACCUGCUGACCAUCCAGGACCGGAACAACUUCUACCUGAGCCUGAAGAAGCUGGACGGAGCCAUCCUCUGGAUCCCCGCCUUCUUCUUCCACACCUCGGCCACCGUGACGCGAACGCUCGUCGAUUUCUUCGUGGAGCACAAGGGCCAGCUGAAGGUGCAGUUAGCCUGGCCCGGGAACAUCAUGCAGUACGUCAACAGGUACUGGAAGACGAAGCAGCUCUCCCGGAAGCGUCUGAGCACGGGGAUCCUGAUGUUCACGCUGGCCUCGUCUCUGUGUGAACAGGUGCAUCUGUACGGAUUCUGGCCCUUCGGCUGGGACCCCAACACGGGCAAAGAGCUGCCCUACCAUUACUACGACAAGAAGGGCACCAAGUUCACCACCAAGUGGCAGGAGUCUCACCAGCUGCCCACCGAGUUCAAACUGCUCUUCAAGAUGCACGCGGACGGCGUCCUCAAACUCAGCCUCUCGCACUGCGCCUGAGCUCAGGGGUCAGAGGUCAGGGGUCGGGGGGUCAGCAUGCGGGGGCGUUCGGGCUCGCUAAUGGACGCUUGUCGUGAUUGCCCCGGAUUUUCUUCCUGAAACGAUCCCCGCCGAGCUCAGCGGUGUUAUUGAUAAGUAAUGAGAUCAGUGUUAGAACCGGCGCCAUCACUAAUAGAAAGCACGGCUGCUGAUACGUUACAAUGAGGUCACAUUAGUUCAUGCGUUAAAUUAUAUCACUAUUUAUUAGGAUUUAGCUCAUCCACAUAGAUAGCAGAGAGAUCAUAUAUAUACAUAUAUAUAUAUAUAUAUAUAUAUAUAUAUAUAUAUAUAUAUAUAUAUAUAUAUAAAUGGCUCCCAAAAAAAUUCAAAAUAUUUGUAAAUAUAUUUUCUUCCUAUUUUUUGUCAUUGUUAUUCAUUAAAAAUACAACUUCUUAUUGACAACGCAUGUUAGCUCACCUAUAAAGCAAAUUU
Molecule: messenger RNA, 2682 nt
Organism: Puntigrus tetrazona (Sumatra barb)
Lineage: Eukaryota; Metazoa; Chordata; Actinopteri; Cypriniformes; Cyprinidae
Gene: st8sia3
Product: ST8 alpha-N-acetyl-neuraminide alpha-2,8-sialyltransferase 3
Exons: 4
Coding region: 1087-2211 (374 amino acids)
Biological process (GO): oligosaccharide metabolic process; N-glycan processing
Molecular function (GO): alpha-N-acetylneuraminate alpha-2,8-sialyltransferase activity
Source: RefSeq, a predicted model, not a curated record